Dufourea novaeangliae is the source of this 1933-nucleotide messenger RNA. RefSeq names its product major facilitator superfamily domain-containing protein 6 (gene Sugb). Gene Ontology annotation, cellular component: membrane. The transcript has 10 exons. The coding region runs from base 149 to 1924 and encodes 591 amino acids. The record is from RefSeq and is a predicted model, not a curated record. NCBI's taxonomy places the organism in Eukaryota, Metazoa, Arthropoda, Insecta, Hymenoptera, Halictidae.
GAUAACUACGGAUCCGUAUCAUUCCUGAGUUUCAGUUUAGACGAUGAAAAUUGCAGAUACAGCAAGAAGGUGUUAUAAUUAUACUUAAAGAUAACAGUUCGUGCCUUUAACCUACUGUGUAACAUACGCGUUGAUACGCGUCUACAAAAUGUUUGAAAACAUAAAUACCGAACUAUUACCAAUAAAAGCCCAUUAUUUUUUAUUCAAUGCUGCCACUGGACCAAUAGUGCCAUUUUUACCAACAAUCGCCAAGCAAUUAGGUUUUUCUGGCUUUUUAGUGGGCACAAUAUACACAAUACUACCAAUUUCAGGGUUGAUCGCUAAACCUUUGUUUGGUGGUUUAGCUGACAAGUUUAAGAUUCAUAAAACAUUAUUUUUAAUAUUUCAAAUAGUAGUUGCCAUAGCCAUGUUCACAAUACAUUUCAUUCCUGAAAUAGAUAAAAGUGCAAAUGUUGCUUUGACAUGCAAUGGUGAUGCAUCUUUAGAAAUCUGUUCGAAAAAUGGAUUCUCUGAUACUGUUAUUCAUAGUGUGAUAACAGAGAAGAAUCAUUUGAAUGUAUCGUGUCAGGUAUCCUGUAAAGCUAAUAAAGAUAUUUAUACUGAAAUAUGUAAUCAUUGGAAAGCAACACAAUUUUGUAAUUUAGCAAAUUCAAGUGUUAUUUCAGAUUCUGAAACAUUCAAGUUUAUUGCAGGAUUUGAUGAAUUUCAUGACCUUUAUAUAAAGAACUGUGUGGACAUUCGUAUCCUCAGUGCCACAUUCUCAGACAAUAUUGUACAUAAACCAGCCUGUGUAAAUUAUACUAGAACAACAUGUGUAACUACAUGCCACAAUAACCCAAGUUUUAAUCAGCUUUUGGAAGAAGCUGAUGUUUUUCACAAUACCACUCAAAGUUCGGCGUAUCAGUUUCAUUCAUUUUUGUGGGCAACUGUAAUCAGUUGGAUUGGAAUGUCAGUUGUAGUCACUGUAGCAGAUGCUAUAUGUUUCAAUCUCCUCGGAACUGAACGGAGAAAAGAGUAUGGAAAACAGAAAAUGUGGGGUAGUAUUGGCUUUGGUAUUUUUGGAAUCAGUGCAGGAUAUUUAGUAGAUGUGUUUAGCGAUGGAAAACAGAAAGAUUACACCUGUAUAUUUUAUAUCAUGUUGAUCACUAUGAUUUUAGACAUCGUAAUGUCAGCAACUUUGAAGAAGAAAAAUCCAGAAUGUUCUGAGGGUGAGCCAUCGAUAUUAUGGGAAUUGUUUGCUGUCUGUAAGGAGGGUAAUAUGUUGGCAUUUGGAUGGUGGUGUAUAGGUGCAGGAAUGUGCACCGGGAUUGUAUGGAAUUUCCUAUUUUGGUACACUGAAGAUUUAGCGACUAGUUCUCAAGUACCAUGGCUCAAAACCAUACAAGGCCUGUUGACUGGUGUACAAUGCUUUUUAGGGGAGCUACCGUUUAACUUUAUCUCAGGGAAUGUAUUACGAAAACUGGGCCAUGUGAAUGUUAUGAGUUUAGUUUUAUUAGUUUAUGCAAUUAGAUUUAUGGCAUACAGUACAGUAUCAAACCCCUGGUGGUUUUUAAUUAUUGAAGUACUUCAUGGACCUUCGUUGGGUCUCUGCUGGCCUACUAUGGUAUCAUAUGGUGAUAAAGUAACACCACCAGGCACUAAGGCCACUAUACAAGGAUUUAUUGGUGCUAUAUUUGAAGGAAUUGGAGUAUCAAGUGGCAGCUUAAUAUGUGGAUGGUUAAUGGACACUUACGGUGGUGUUACAACGUUCAGAGUAUUCUCUGUGGGUGCACUGCUCUGGUUAACUUUCUUUUGGCUAGUCCAAUUGUAUCUUCGAAAAGUUAAAGCUUCGCCGAUACAUAUGGGGCAUAAUCAUUUGGCAAAUUAUGCUAAUCCCGAUGAUGCAAUUCUUCUGACUAUGAGUCGCGAAUUGCAGACUUAUUAAUAAAAAGAC